Prorocentrum cordatum is the source of this 3109-nucleotide messenger RNA. NCBI's taxonomy places the organism in Eukaryota, Dinophyceae, Prorocentrales, Prorocentraceae. The record is from the annotation of a GenBank genome assembly.
CUCCGUAGCCAUUUUGGCUCAAGCCGUGCGGCUGUGUGGGCCUUUCGACAUGCCCGACCUAACCCGAACUGCUUGCUUCUCGCCAGCCCUGCACUGCACAGGGAGCGAUGCCGUGCCUCUCCAAGUGCGUGGUCGCUUCGUGCGUCGCGGGCGCCGCCACCACCGCCAGCGCCUUCACCUCUCCGGCCGGCCUGCGCGGGCGCGCGGCGGUGCACGCUCCCAACUCGGCCACUCUGCAGAUCGAUGCGGCCAUCGCUCAGGAGGCCGCGGCCGGCACCCCCGUGUGCGCCUCGCUGGCUCUGGGCGCCGCCUUGGGCCUCUCCGCCGCGGCCGCGGCCGCCAGCCACCGCACUGGCCGGCGAUCGCGCGCUGCCGGCGUCGCGCGCCGCCAGGGCGCCGUGGAGGUCCAGGCCCCGACCGCGCUGGAGAUGGGCCGCGUGGCGCCUCCCGCCUCGGCGGAGGGCUUCGGCGACAGCGUGUUCCGGGGCGCCGUGGCCGAGCCCUACCUCAGGAAGCACGGCCUGAGCCUGGAGACGCUGGCGGACCCCUCGUGGUGCAAGGACCAGGUGAAGUCUGACGCCAUGGCGGGUGCUGUUCUCGAGUGGGCCACCGACCGCGGCGCCACAGUCUUCUGCCACUGGUUCCAGCCCAUGGGCAGUGCUGGCAUGCGCCAUGGGCAGACCGCCAUGGUCCAGAUCUCGAUGCUGAGCUUCAGCGCCGAUGGCGUUCCGUCCUACCAGCUGACAGGCGACCACCUCUUGUCUGGCGAGACGGAUGGGUCUUCGUACCCUAACGGCGGCCUGCGCGCCACUCACUCGGCGGGCGCGUACUUGAAGAUCGACCCGUGCUCGCCCAUCUUCCUGCGCGGCGACACGGUCUUCAUCCCCGCCUGCUUCGUGGCCUACACCGGCGAGGCGCUCGACGAGAAGACCCCGCUGCUGCGGGCCACAGAGGUGGUGUCCAAGGAGGGCCAGAGGCUGCUGAAGCACCUGGGCCUGGAGUGUUCUGGCCUUGUCAACAACAUCGGCCUCGAGCAGGAGAUGUUCCUGGUGGACCGCGAGGCGUACUACAAGCGUCCAGAUCUCCAGCUCGCCGGGCGCACGGUGAUGGGCAACGAGGCUCCGCGCGGGCAGGAGAUGUGCGACCACUAUAUGGGCCCGCUGUCCUCGGCAACGCCAGCGCUCAAGUGCAUACAAGAGAUCCAGGAGGAGUGCUUCAAGAUGGGCAUCCCGCUGAAGACGCGGCACCGCGAGGUGGCGCCGAACCAGUACGAGUUCGCGCCGCUGUUCGGCCCCGCGCCCGUGCAGACCGACCAAAACCUGAUGGUCAUGCAGGUCGCCGAGGAGGUCGCCGCGAAGCACGGCCUCGCCUGCCUGCUCAACGAGAAGCCCUUCGCGGGCGUGAAUGGCAGCGGCAAGCACAACAACUGGUCCCUUGCCACUAAUGAGGGCGUGCAGCUGUUGAAGCCAAAAGCCAUCAACGAGGCCACCGGCAACCCCGAGGCGUUCCCGGUGGUCAUGGCGGCGCUGGUGUCGGGCAUCGACAAGCACGGCGACCUGAUGCGCAUGGCCAUCGCCAGCCCCGGCAACGACUUCCGCCUGGGCGCCUGCGAGGCGCCGCCGGCUGUCAUGUCCACGUAUCUCGGAGAGGACAUGACCGCUUACCUGCAGAAGUUCAUGGACGGCGAGUCGUCGGAGUACACGCCGAAGACCACCGAGCUCUCCUUCGGCGUGUCCUCUGUGGCGCCCAUCGAGAUCCCGGCCGAGGACAGGAACCGUACGAGCCCAUUCCCAUAUGGCGGCGCGCGCUUCGAGUUCCGCGCAGCGGGCUCGUCUCAGAACGUCUCUCUGAUCAACACGGUGCUCUGCACCCUGGCCGCCGAGGGCUUCAAGGUGAUCAGCGACAGGGUCGAGGCUGGCGAGAAGGCCGCGGACGUCGCGCGCGACCUGCUGAAGCAGCACUCGAAGUGCAUCUUCAACGGCAACGGCUACGACCCCGCGUGGCCGGAAGAGGCCGAGGAGAAGGGCAUCUGGCGCAUCGACAGCGGCGUGGAGGCGAUGUGCCGCAUGUCGGCGGACAAGAACAAGCAGCUCUUCUCCGACAUGGGCAUUUUCACCGACGCCGAGUGCGAGGCUCGCGAGGCCGUGCUGCUCGAGCACUACAAGGGCACGGUGGAGAUCGAGUGCAAGACCAUGAUCGAGAUGAUCCACCAGCACGUGAUCCCCGCCGCCAAGAACGCUGGCGUCGACAGGGUGGCGGCGCUCACUGCCGAGGCGGAGCGCCUCUCGUCUUCGCUGUCCGCCAUGCUCGCGGCGGGCACGCCGCUGGAGGCCGCGCGCCUUGCUAGGACCCUGCGCCUGGAGACCAUGGAGGAGGCCCGGAAGGUGUGCGACGAGACGGAGGCGUUGGUGCCUCCGGCGCUGUGGACGCUCGCGAGCUACCGCGAUCUCCUGUUCCUGGACACGCACAAGAACGCGACGCACUGAGCAUGCAGGCGCUGGGGCGCGGCAUGUGACCCCUGCAUCCUCCUCUGGAAGCGCUGCGGCAUCACCGCGCGCACGUGCAGGGGCGCGCGGCGUGGCGCAGAAGGGGCACGACAGCGGUGGACCCAUACAUUCAAAUAUGGAAGGGAGCUGCUCGUUGUGACCUCCUCUGCGAAAGCAUCCGUGCACAGGCGUUGUGGAGCGAAGCCUGUGCGAUUGCGACUGCGAUUCUGCAUUUUUCCUCUGCGGGCGGCGCCCAUGCUGGCAUCUGCCGCGAUUUUGGCGUUUUCUCCCAAGCUGGCAUCGGGUUCGGUGGAGCUGAACCCUGUGCUCACAUCUUCAUCGCUUCAUUACCUGGCGGUGAUGCGCUUCAGAGUUCUUGCAGAUGCCUGGAUCGUGCCGGCGGCCGUCGAGACAUCGUUGGAGCGUCGCGGACACUGCUCAUGGUGGCCGCUCACGACACGAUCAGUCUGUAACUAAUCCAGCUGCCUGCGGCAAGUCCCGCACCCGUGGCAGCCCAGCACUGUGGGUGACGGCUGUCAGAGGGGGCGCGGGAGGCCGUCAUUUGUGACACCUCGCAUGUCCAGGUUUGAGAGAGCAAUGAUUGUGAAGAUAAUGAGGACGAU